GUGUAGCUUGAGAUGCACAGCCAUGGAAAGAGAGAACGGCAGUUCUAACUUUUACCUCUGUUGUUGAUUAAGUCUACUGAAAGUUCUGCAGUGGCCAUUUGGUGCAAGAAUCUAUGGAGCCUCCGUAGAAAUCGCGUUCGAUAAUCAUUACUCACCGUUCUAUAAAUUAGUAGUCUUCCUGCACUGCCUGCGCCACCAUAUCGCCGCCUCCACCAUCAGCCGCAUUGUGCCGAACACUUGGCAGGCACGCCAUGGCCACCUACCGCAUUACAUUAAGUGUCCUGCUUCUGUCGCUCGCCCUGCUCUCUCCCUUCCUCCUCCCGUCGCAUGCUCAACCUCCCCAGUGCGGAUGCGAAGCUCCGGCGCCGGCGCCGGCGCCUUCGGCCUCCAUCCUCAACCCGGACCCGGACUUGUUCCUCAAUCGCAAGCAGUACCUCGCCUACCUCGUCAUCCAGCUCUUCAAGCUCACCAUCACCUGCGACCCCCAGAACGUGACGGCCUCCUGGGUCGGCUUCCGUCCCUGCGCCACUUACCAAGGCUUCUACUGCGAGGCGCCCCCCAACUCGCCGGAGACGCCCACCAUCGCCUCCGUCGACUUCAACGGCUUCCGCCUAUGCGCCCCCACCCUCGUCGGCUUCCUCGACCAGCUCCCAGACCUCGCGCUCUUUCAUGCUAACUCCAACAACUUCUCCGGGCCCGUUCCCGACCUCACCGGCCUCCCCUUUCUCUACCAGCUCGACCUCAGCAACAACGACCACUCCGGCGCCUUCCCCGCCGACCUCCUCCCUCUCGCCAAUCUUUCCUUCCUCGACAUCCGCUUCAACCGCUUCGUCGGCACCGUCGCCCCCGCCAUCUUCUCCCUCGGCCUCGACGCCUUCUUCCUCAAUAACAACCUCUUCAACCAGCCGCUCCCGGAGACCCUCGGAAGCUCACCGGUGGCGUACCUCACGCUGGCCUACAACGGCUUCACCGGCCCGAUCCCACGUUCCAUCGGCAAUAUGUCGAACACCUUGCUGGAGGUUCUCUUCUUGGGAAACAAGCUCUCCGGCUGCCUCCCUGUCGAGAUCGGGCUUCUGGGGAACAUCACCGUGUUCGACGCCGGGGAUAACUACCUCACCGGGAAGAUCCCUUGGGCGUUCGGGUGCCUGCGCAAGGUGGAGCAGCUCAACCUCGCCAGGAACCUGCUCUACGGCGAGGUGCCGGACGCGGUGUGCCUGCUGGCGAAAACAGGGGAGGGCAAUUUGGCGAAUUUGUCGCUGUCCGGGAACUACUUCACCUCGCUGGGGCCCGCGUGCUGGGAGCUGAUAAAGAACCAGUCGGCGGUGGGGGUGAUCGACGUGAGGAUGAACUGCAUCAAGUGGCUGCCGGAUCAACGGCCGUGGGAGGAGUGCCUGCGGUUCCUGUGGACACCGAAGCCACACUGCCCGCCGCCCUUCCUCCACGUGCCGUGUAGGUUGGACAAGUGGGAACCGUGGAAGUGGUACCCGAGUUGGCCGCCGCAGCGGAGAUCUCCGGCCACCGGAGCGAAGUCGGGAUACGUGUCGUAUAACAUGCUGCAUGAACCUCCCAAGAAAUAACUCGUUAUCAGUUAUAUCUACAGGCAAUCUCUGCACGAGUGAAACUCGAUUAAUCAAGUGUAUUUUAUGUAUGAAAAAGUAAAAUAUAUAUAAAUAUUGCUGGAACUGGAACUGAUCAGUAUUUUGAAAGGAAUCGAUCAAAAUGAGGUAUGUUAU
Zingiber officinale is the source of this 1733-nucleotide messenger RNA. RefSeq lists its product as uncharacterized. The record is from RefSeq and is a predicted model, not a curated record. NCBI's taxonomy places the organism in Eukaryota, Viridiplantae, Streptophyta, Magnoliopsida, Zingiberales, Zingiberaceae. Bases 252 to 1577 code for a protein of 441 amino acids. The transcript has a single exon.